AAUACAAAAAAAAAAACUUGCGCCUUUCAGAGUCAAAUUCCCAAUUCAAAAAAAAAAAAAAAAAAAAAAGAGGCGGAAGGGAAAAAACAUGAGCCUCGAAUCGGUGAAGCAGUAUCUGGAAGGAGUGAAGAAUGAGGAGGAAAAGGAAUCGAAAGUGGCGAAUUUGCCACAGAGAUUCAUCGAGAGAUUCGUGACGAAAGGAAUUAAAGUAGAUCUCAUCGAACCAGGUCGAAUCAUCUGCUCCAUGAAAGUCCAACCUCACCUCCUGAACGCAGGCAAUUCCUUACACGGAGGAGCAACGGCGACUCUGGUUGACUUGAUAGGAUCGGCUGUGAUUUACACAACCGGACUUUCGAGCUCCGGAGUGUCGGUGGAGAUCAAUGUUUCUUACCUCGAUGCUGCUUUACUUGACGAAGAGAUAGAGAUUGAGUCAAAGGCUUUGCGUGUGGGUAAAGCUGUAGCAGUUGUGAGUGUUGAGCUGAGGAAUAAGAAGACUGGUAAGCUUAUUGCUCAAGGUCGCCAUACUAAGUACCUUGCUCCUCGUACCAAGCUUUGAUUCUUAUUCUUUACUAUGUUUUAUUACAAGAAGCUAUGUUGAAGAAGUUCAAAAUUAUUUGUAUUAUUGUAUAUCUAUACUUUAAACAUAAACGUUUGAUAUAAUCCGAAACUAUUAUCACCGGCUAA
Messenger RNA from Raphanus sativus (radish), 684 nucleotides. RefSeq lists its product as uncharacterized. NCBI's taxonomy places the organism in Eukaryota, Viridiplantae, Streptophyta, Magnoliopsida, Brassicales, Brassicaceae. The coding region runs from base 89 to 556 and encodes 155 amino acids. The transcript is spliced from 3 exons. The record is from RefSeq and is a predicted model, not a curated record. Gene Ontology annotation, molecular function: fatty acyl-CoA hydrolase activity.